ACUAACUUGUGCCUUUACACGCUUACUGAUCGUUGUCCCCUGUGAGACCGGAGCGUAUUGAUUAUGUCGAAGUUGUGAUAUUGAGAUCGAUCUUGUGGGUUCCGCAUCCUCUGGCGGUGCUGAGAAGGUGCGCAGUACUACGAAUAAUAUUGUUCUCUGCAUAUACAGUCCAAGAAAGAGCUUAGUCCUUUCAAUUGCACUGACGGCAUGCGUCGGCAUGCUAUCAUUUCAGCUGCGUUGAAUUGGCCUUUGGUAUACCAGUGCACUAAAGUUUGGCACUGUCAUUGAUAAGCAAGGUCUACGCAGUUGCUUCCCUAGAACCGUGCUCAUAUAAAGGGCGAUAUGCAACAAUGGUCAAAGCAUUCACCACCAAACAUUAGCCACCAUGUCUAUUCCUACUCAACAGAAAGCCCUGCUCUUGCCGUCCAAGGGAGCUGAUUUUACGUUGGGGACCGUCGAGGUACCGAAACCAGAAGCCGGAGAAGUUCUCGUCCGCGUCGAAGCCGCUGGUCUGAACCCCUUGGAUUAUAAGAUUCAAGAGUUAGGCUUCUUCAUCUCCGAAUUCCCUGCCAUCUUAGGUUGCGAUGCCUCUGGCGUCGUUGCUGCCGUUGGUAAUGGCGUUACUGCUUUGGCAAUCGGAGACAAAGUAUUGUUUGAGACAAACCCCGGUUAUCGGAAUGCUGCUUUUCAGCAGUUCACAAUCAUUAAGGCAUCUCUCACUUCGAAGAUUCCUGCAAAAAUCUCGUUCGAUGAAGCCGCUACCCUCCCGUGCUGCCUCAUGACUGCAGCGAACGGUUUGUAUACAGGCUUUGUUCCUCAUCUCCUGAGGGGAGGCGCCAGCCUGACGCCUUUCUGGGCAGAGGGUGGACGCGGGAAAUAUGCUGGGCAGCCAAUUGUCAUCUUUGGGGGCGCUGCUUCCGUAGGACAGUAUGCUAUCCAACUUGCUCGCAUUUCGGGAUUUUCUCCCAUUAUCACCACUGCAUCUUUGCGCAACGCAGAGCGUCUCAAAUCCAUUGGAGCAACUCAUGUCAUCGAUCGUGGCCUCUCCCAGGCCGACAUUAUCGCGAAAGUAAAAGAGAUCACCGCAAAGCCUGUCCAUGUAGUCUAUGAUGCUGUCGGCAUUCCAGAGACUCAAAACACAGGUUACGACAUUAUUGCACCUGGAGGAACCCUUCUUGUCGUCUUACCACCGGCUGUUGAUCAGGAGAAAAUAACUUCAGACAAACACCUCUUCAUGGUCAUGGGGAGUGUAGACCUGCCCGAGUACGAAGAGUCCGGUGCAGGAUUGUUUCGAGUUCUACCGGAGCUAUUGGCCUCGGGACAAAUUAAGCCCAAUGUUCCGGGAUAUAUUCCCGGCGGUCUUUCUGGUAUAACUGAGGGACUGGAAAAGUUGAAGAGGAACGAAGUUAGUGCGAAGAAGCUUGUUGUUCGUCCUUCCGAGACGAUCUGAAGUGACUACUGAGAGCCCGGCCAAACUAGAUGUUGAUCACUUUGGCUGUGUUCUAUCAUGGUUUUGCUUAACAGGUACUCCCGGCUGUAUUGAUUCGAAAUGU
Messenger RNA from Somion occarium, 1553 nucleotides. NCBI's taxonomy places the organism in Eukaryota, Fungi, Basidiomycota, Agaricomycetes, Polyporales, Cerrenaceae. The record is from the annotation of a GenBank genome assembly.